CCAGUCCUCUCUCCCUCUCCUCGACACUCUUUACUCGUCAAGACACACCCGGCAAAAUGAUUAUCUUCAAGGACUCCCUCACUGGCGACGAGAUCAUCUCCGACUCGUACAACCUCAAGGAGGUCGACGGCAUCGCCUACGAGGCCGACUGCUCCAAGAUCACCGUCGGUGUCGACAACAUCGACAUCGGUGCCAACGCCUCUGCUGAGGGCGGUGACGAGGAUGCCGAUGAUCAGGCCCAGACCGUCAUCGACGUUGUCCACUCUUUCCGUCUUAACGAGACCUCUUUCGACAAGAAGCAGUACCUUACUCACCUCAAGGGCUACAUGAAGGCUGUCAAGGCCAAGCUCCAGGAGAAGGGUGCCAGCGCCGACGAGGUUGCCGCUUUCGAAAAGGGUGCCCAGGGCUUCGCCAAGAAGAUUGUCGCCAACUUCAAGGACUACGAGUUCCUCAUCGGCGAGUCCAUGGACCCCGAUGGCAUGGUCAUCCUCCUCAACUACCGUGAGGAUGGUGUCACUCCCUACGUGACUGUCUGGAAGCACGGUCUGGAUGAGAUGAAGGUCUAAGUUCGCUUAGAGUGAAAGAGUUGGUUGACGAAGCAUGACCUCGGAAUUGGAUUUUACGACUACCUAUUGCAUCACGGGAUAUCCACCAUCGUGCCAAAAGCGCUCAUGAAUCUACAUGAAUAUAGCCUUCCCAAUGAGUGCUGUCUAGUGAUUGCCGGUGAAUGAGAAAACGUCCGAGACCAUCACAAACUGCAGCCCAAUUCGCAAUAGCUUUAUCGUAGUAAAAGUUCUUCAUUUUCG
This is a messenger RNA of Paraphaeosphaeria sporulosa, 806 nucleotides long. RefSeq names its product microtubule/calcium-binding protein. Bases 57 to 566 code for a protein of 169 amino acids. Gene Ontology annotation, cellular component: cytoplasm. The transcript has 4 exons. Gene Ontology annotation, molecular function: calcium ion binding. The record is from RefSeq and is a predicted model, not a curated record. NCBI's taxonomy places the organism in Eukaryota, Fungi, Ascomycota, Dothideomycetes, Pleosporales, Didymosphaeriaceae.